AUGGCUUCCAAAGUCAAGCGCUCCUAUACCGGCUGCUUGACUUGCAAGAGUCGCAAGUUGAAAUGCGACGAGGCGAAACCGUCAUGUCGCCAUUGCGUGAAGGCAUCUCGUGAAUGUACAUAUGGUGACCAACAUAUCUUUCGGAGCCAACCAAUUCAUUCGACGCCAAGGCGCAAACGAAAGGACAGGCGCAGUGUCCAGCAAGACGAGAGUCCUGUGUUUGAAGAGGGCCACACAUGGCUCGAGGUUCCUUCAGAGUUGACCUUUGUUCAAAUCGAAGAUCCCUGGGCGCAUGACAACGCGGGCGUUGAAAAAUACCCCAGAUAUGUCUCUUAUAGAGAGGACGACGUAAAUGAUGAUGAUCAAAAUAACGACACAGAUAUUGGAGAGCAAACCAAUUUCUCCAGCCAUUAUGCGACACCUGGCUUUGUUUCGAUGCAUGCUUCUCCCAUUCCUUAUGUGCCUUCGCUGGAUACGCCCCACAAAAGUGCAUCCCCCGCAUACUCCGAGUCGGCAAAUCAUUCCGAGUUCGAUAUUUUCGACAAAGUGGUGAUUUCAUAUCUCGUACGGCACUUCAAAGAGGGUCCAGGCCAAUGGUGCGUCUUACAGCUUGAGAAAGAGUUAAGCAGUUGUUAA
Messenger RNA from Penicillium argentinense, 636 nucleotides. Its product is annotated as Zn(II)2Cys6 transcription factor domain-containing protein. NCBI's taxonomy places the organism in Eukaryota, Fungi, Ascomycota, Eurotiomycetes, Eurotiales, Aspergillaceae. The coding region runs from base 1 to 636 and encodes 211 amino acids. Gene Ontology annotation, molecular function: DNA-binding transcription factor activity, RNA polymerase II-specific; zinc ion binding. The transcript is spliced from 3 exons. Gene Ontology annotation, biological process: regulation of DNA-templated transcription. The record is from RefSeq and is a predicted model, not a curated record.